Molecule: messenger RNA, 597 nt
Organism: Trichomonas vaginalis G3
Lineage: Eukaryota; Parabasalia; Trichomonadida; Trichomonadidae
Exons: 1
Coding region: 1-597 (198 amino acids)
Source: RefSeq, a predicted model, not a curated record
AUGAAUUUAAUCUAUCUCUUGAAGAAUGACCAGAUUAAGCUGCAAAACAGUAUUUUACUUUACGAAAAACUUGGAACAAUCAGAUUCACAGUUUCAAAUGAAGAAAACUUGAGAAUAGAGUGCGGAGACAAGUCUUUGGACAUUGUUCCAAGUUUCUACAUAAAUAACCAAGUUUGCACUGUUUUCUUUGACAAAUCUGUUUAUUCUGUUUCUAGUUUUGCGACUGGAUACAUCAGAGUUCUUUCUGACGGAAAGAGAUUUGUUUUCAAGUCGAAUUUCGAAGGACCUCCUGAUAUCUUCAAAAUCCCUGCAGAGGCAAGUAACGUUAUUUACGAAUUCAGCAAAGCUCCGACACCAAAAACUCCUUCUCCGACAAAAGCUCCACAACCUGAGCCAAGUAACUCAAGUUUCUUCUUGGGAAUGACAAUGAAACAGACAAUUUGUUUGUUGUUCAUCAUUGUUGAUGUUGUAACUAUUAUUGCUUUGUCUUCGAACUUAAUUUAUGUCUACUUCUACAAGUUUGAAGAAAUGGUAUAUCCAAGCAGAUCUUCAUCAUUGUAUUCAAACGAAGGUCUUGGUCUUAUGGAUGAAUUAUAG